AUGGCGAUGGCAAAUCGUGGACGAAAUCAAAAACUUCCUCCCGAAGUUAAUCGGAUAUUGUAUGUUAAAAAUUUGCCAUACAAAAUUACAAGCGAGGAAAUGUAUGAUAUUUUCGGAAAAUUUGGGGCCGUUCGACAAAUACGAGUAGGGAAUUCAGCAGAAACUCGAGGAACUGCAUUCGUUGUUUAUGAAGAUAUAUUUGAUGCGAAAAAUGCUUGUGAGCAUCUUUCAGGUUUCAACGUGUCGAAUCGAUAUCUUGUGGUGCUCUAUUAUCAGGCUACUAAAGCAUAUAAGAGGAUGGAUACAGAUAAAGCAAAAGAAAGGUUAGAAGAAAUCAAAGAGCGAUAUAAUCUUGGUGGUGAUCUCGAGAAAGAAAAGAAGGAUAAACUCGGUUAUACUCCUACGCCACGUCGAUAA
This is a messenger RNA of Dracunculus medinensis (Guinea worm), 417 nucleotides long. NCBI's taxonomy places the organism in Eukaryota, Metazoa, Nematoda, Chromadorea, Rhabditida, Dracunculidae. The record is from the annotation of a GenBank genome assembly.